AUGGAGGUGCAGGAUGGCCCUAACGAGGAUGGGGAGAUGUUCAUGCGGCCAGGGAAGCUGUCUGAUUACUUCCCCAAGCCCUACCCCAACCCUGAGGCUGCCCGAGCAGCCAACAAUGGGGCCCUGCCCCCUGACCUCAGUUAUGUCGUGAGAGCCAGGCACGGCGGUGAGGACUAUGUCUUCUCGCUGCUCACGGGCUACUGCGAGCCACCCACCGGAGUGUCACUUCGAGAAGGCCUGUACUUCAACCCCUACUUCCCAGGCCAGGCCAUUGGCAUGGCUCCCCCGAUCUAUAAUGAAGUGCUGGAGUUUGAUGACGGCACCCCGGCCACCAUGUCUCAGGUGGCCAAGGAUGUGUGCACCUUCCUGCGCUGGGCAUCUGAGCCAGAGCAUGACCAUCGGAAGCGCAUGGGGCUCAAGAUGCUGAUGAUAAUGGGCUUGCUGCUGCCCCUGGUAUACGCCAUGAAGCGGCACAAGUGGUCAGUCCUGAAGAGUCGAAAGUUGGCCUAUCGGCCACCCAAGUGAUCCUCCUGAACACUUGCUGCCAUCGCCUGCACAGGCCCUUGUGCCCAGGAGCCACAUUAGGCCUGGUACGGCCUCGGCUAGUCCGCUCACCCAACUGCUCUGCCUCUGGGACAAGAGGGGAGGGGGCGGAGACCAGGCCCAAGCUCCAGUCCCCUGGCUCCGUCAUGGGAAUAAAUUAAGUUUCUCCACA
This is a messenger RNA of Echinops telfairi (small Madagascar hedgehog), 715 nucleotides long. RefSeq names its product cytochrome c1, heme protein, mitochondrial. The coding region runs from base 1 to 525 and encodes 174 amino acids. NCBI's taxonomy places the organism in Eukaryota, Metazoa, Chordata, Mammalia, Afrosoricida, Tenrecidae. The record is from RefSeq and is a predicted model, not a curated record. The transcript has 4 exons. Gene Ontology annotation, molecular function: electron transfer activity; heme binding. Gene Ontology annotation, biological process: mitochondrial electron transport, ubiquinol to cytochrome c.